CUCAAUUAUCCCAUAACAAUUAACAACCUUUUACCCACUUUGGACCUUCUGGGCCUAUUAUAAGCCCAUAACAGAGCCGUUCCCCGGGAACCGUCGACAAGGACAACCCGACCCGCCAAACUCGUCAUCUUUUUCAAAACCCAUCCGCGAGGUUUUCGCUAGCUCCACCUCACCGGCGAAAAUGGCUUCCCUGUACUUAUCUUCAAUAUUUGUCAGCAGUCACCGGAGCUUCAUCAGUGCGCCGUCAAACCUCCGGCGCGCUUUUUCCUUCACUCGCGGUCGGUCUGUACUAUACAAGCACCGCAACAAGCUCGCUCCAGCUCGUUCGAACUCGAACUCAAACCACAGACAUUUCCGCUGCGCGUCAUCCAUAGCGGACGUCUCUCAUUCUACCGCCAUUACCGAAUUCCCCGCCAGUUAUCCAGAAUACGAUCGGCUGUUACCAUGUCCGGCUUACAAUUUCCCUCCGAGAGUCGAGCACCUUGUAGUUUCAGAAGAUGCUAAAGUUCUAGACUAUAUCUGCAAGGCCCUUGACCUUCCUCCACUGUUUGUUACAGAUCUUAUUCAAUUUGGAGCUGUACAUUAUGCCCUCGUAUGCCCACAGCCGCCACCAACUGCAACUCCGGAGCAGAUUAGGGUGUUCAAAGAGGUCACAGCACCAUCUGUUCUGAAGAAAAGAGGCUGCAUUAAAGGGAAAACAGUACGAGAAGCGCAGAAGACUUUCAGGAUAACUCGUCCGGAUGAGUUCGUGGAGGCUGGAACGUAUUUACGUAUUCAUGUGCAUCCAAAGCGCUUCCCUAGGUGCUAUGAAAUUGAUUGGAAAUCGAGAAUUAUAGCUGUAGCUGACUCUUAUGUUGUUUUGGAUAAACCUGCUGGCACUUCGGUAGGGGGAACAACAGACAACAUUGAAGAAAGCUGUGCAACAUUUGCUACUCGUGCAUUGGGUUUAACAGAACCAUUGAAGACAACACAUCAGAUUGAUAAUUGCACUGAGGGCUGUGUUGUUUUAGCUAUGACUAAGGAAUACUGCUCAAUAUUUCAUCAGAAAAUCAGAGAGAAACAGGUGAAGAAGCUUUAUCUUGCUCUCGCUUCAUCUCCUCUACCAACUGGUGUAAUUACCCACUAUAUGCGUCCGAUUAAUAAGGCUCCACGUCUUGUUUCAGAAGAGCAUGUAGAUAGGUGGCAGUUGUGUCAACUUGAAGUUAUGGAAUGCAAAGAGGUCCCUUGGCCAAGCACUUUGAUUGAAGAAAGGCAUUGCGUUGAAGACUGUGGGUGGCCCACGAGAGACAAAGCAUACGAAUGCAGGAUCAACCUUUUGACUGGCCGUACUCAUCAGAUUCGAGCUCAGCUAGCUGCCUGUGGCGCUCCAUUAGUUGGUGAUGCGAUGUACAUGCCAGCUGCAGUUGCUGAGCUUGCCAGUCCGGGGCUAAACCCAUUCGGAAAACACAGACGCCACUACACCAGCAACGACGAAGAUGAUUACCAAGUAGCCGUGGAAGAAUGGAUUGCACUUCACGGCAAAGAACCAACUUCCGCCAUUGGUCUCCAGGCGUGUCAAAUCUCGUGGGACGAAGGUGAAUAUAGCUAUGAGGCCGGAUCCCCCUGGUGGAGGUGAUGAGGGAAAACAGCAGCUUGAAUCCAAAUUCACCAACCAAGCGAAAUGGACUGUGGAGAGUAGGCCUUUUCGUAAAGGGACAAAUUGCUGGCCGCAGGAAUCUUGGAGUCCAAGAAAUGGUUAGAUGCCCCUCAAAUCUCAUAUCAUUAUCAUAGCUUACAAUGAAUCAAUAUAUAAUUACAUUGUUUACUGUCUUUCUUUCUGUAGUGAUAAUUACAUGUUACUAUUAGUGUAAUAUAUUCUUUCUUCUUCAAUAAGUAGGUGUAGUGAUAAUGAUGGUCGUAGCGACAGACUUGUAACUUACGCCGAGUUCGAACUUUAGGGUCAAUAACAACACUUAUGAUAUCAAUAUUUUCUCCCAUUUCGUUGAUUAUUGUUUGUCGCAGUCAAUGUAUUUGCUUGCAUUCAACAAUGAACCAAUCAAUCAAUUUCAUAUCAUUAACAUAUUGACAAUGAAUCAAUUGCACCUCGUUUUCUAUCUUUCUCUAUUGAUAAUUACAAGUUUGGCUUAGUGAUAACGAACAAUGACAAACUUCUAAGCGACCCUAACAAAAAAAACAAAGCUAUUUCCUUCUGCCAUAUGGGUUGAUCCCCAUUCACUCACAUCAUGGCUCUGGGUGUCUUGCCAUACUUAUCGAUGAAUCCUUUGAACCAUUUCGCCGAUAGCUUCGGAGUUCUCUCCAUAGUGUUGUAAUCGACGUGGCAGAUCCCGAACCUCUGGGUAUAACCGUUGGUCCACUCGAAGUUGUCGAGCAACGACCAAGCAUAGUACCCUCUCACGUCUGCGCCUUUCCUUAUUGCAGCCAUGAGUGAUUCCAAAUACCCAGACAUGUACUCUACUCUUCUCACGUCGUUGAGGAAAUCUCCAGUAGUGAGCAUUGGACUGUUCAUCUCACCAUACCCUGUUUUUAUUAGUAGACCCAAAUCAGUUCUAUGACCAAAACGAUUAACCCUAGAUGAGAUGAUUUAAUCAGACUUCAAUGACAAUUGUUCUUACCAUUUUCUGAGAUAAUCAUAGGCACAUUGUUGUAUCUAUCUUUUAAGUAUGUCACCAUUUUCUCCAUUCCUUGUGGGUAACUUGGAGCAGAAGAAAAAAAACUUACUCGUUUCCCCAUUGGGAAUCCAUCCCUCUCCUGGAUUGUCUGGAACGAACCUUCACUCCUGGUAGUUCCAAGCCCAGGCUCACAAGCAGAGUAGAUACAAUCCUUGAUGUAGUAGCUCGUGUAAUGGUUGAUCCCCAAGAAAUCCAGCCCUUGCUUAAGCUUCUCCAUAUCCUUACUCGAGAACUCGGGCAGGGUCGACCCGAGAACCCGGCUCAUCUCUUCCGGGUACCGACCAAGCACGAUCGGGUCGAAGAACCAGUUCGCGAAGAAAGCAUUGGCCCGGUCCGUGGCCAACCCAUCGGCUUCUGAUUCGCUGAACGGUUCGAACCAAGCGCAGUGGAGUACAAUUCCGAUCAUGCCCUUCUGGUCCUUUUGGUAUUUGGUGCGGUAGACGUCGACGGCGGCUGCAUGAGAGAGGAUUAUGUUGUGGGCGGCUAUAUACGGCUCCGUUUCGGAGUCCCCGGCUGUGCAAUUACCGAAGUGCCCCGAGCAGCGGGAUGGCGGGAAAGUGCCAUCCCGGUAACCGAAGGUGACUUGGAAGUUUGGUUCGUUGAAAGUCGACCAAUACUUCACUCUG
Molecule: messenger RNA, 3295 nt
Organism: Linum tenue
Lineage: Eukaryota; Viridiplantae; Streptophyta; Magnoliopsida; Malpighiales; Linaceae
Source: the annotation of a GenBank genome assembly